GUUCCAGAAGUAGAACGUGAUAUGUGUUUAAAAGAAUUCCUUGAAUUAAGAAACUGCAUGCAGAAUGUGGUAUGAUUAACUCACCGCCAUGUUUGAUAAAGAAAAGGUCCCUAAAUAUGUGUCAUGUCACCCCUUCACUUGUCUUAGGUGUUCCUCAGGUCGGUGAAUAGUUCUAAGUAGGGGGAAGUGAAACAUGUCAGCACAAGCAUCUUCUUCUCAGUCUUCUGGUUUUGGUAGUUCUGGUGCUCUCUCACAUGUGUUUAUGCAGUAUCCACCUUUAAGAUGCAAAAUCCCAGGAGCAAGAAAUGUUUUCUAUGAUGAUGGUACGAAACAGCUUAUUGUACCCACAUCUGAUCAGGUGUUCUGUUGGAAAACAACUCCAUUCAAUCCAAAUGUGACACCAUCCUCUGAUUUAAUAGGCGAAGGUCCAAUUUUGUCCAUUCGAUAUUCCUUAAAUUUAAAACUUUUGGCUGUACAACGAUCCCCUCAUGAGGUUCAAAUCCAGAACAGAGAGAGUGGGGAUACUUUUACUCAGAAGUGCAGGUCUGAGUCAGAAAGGAUUCUUGGAUUCUUUUGGACAGAUUCGCCGACAUGUGAUAUUGUCUUUGUGAAGACCAGUGGACUGGAGUUAUUCUUGUGCAGUUCUGGAAUAAGAUCACUUCAGUUGGCAGAAACUAAGAAACUGAAUGUGAGCUGGUAUGUCUAUACACAUGAAAGUAGAUUGGUGCUUCUUGCCUCCGGAAUGCAGUGCAAGAGCCUUACAGGAUAUCAGAUUUCAUCCGUAGGAAUAGUCCGAUUGCCAAGGUUUGACAUGGCAAUGGCAAAAUCUGAGGCAAAUAGAAAGCCUGUCCUUGCCGCAGAAGACAUUUAUAUCAUCACAGUUUAUGGUAGAAUUUACUGCCUGCAACUUGAUAAAAUAGCAAUGCAGCUCCAUUGUUACAGAUUUUAUCGGGAUGCUGUGAUACAGCAGGGUUCUUUUCCAGUUUAUUCCAACAAGAUAGCUGUCAGUGUAGUCGACAAUGUACUGCUUGUUCACCAAGUGGAUGCGAAGGUGGUUAUUAUAUAUGAUAUAUUUGCAGAUUCUCAAGGGCCUGUAUCUGCUCCACUUCCAUUAUUAGUUAGAGGUUUUUCUAGAUCAAAUGCUGCAGCUUCUCAAUUGAUGGGACAAAAUGUUGAAGGGCAGGAGGGAAAGGACUCAAAUCAUGGUGAAACAGUCAUAUAUGGAGAUGAGUGGGUCUUCCUUGUUCCAGACCUUAUAUGUGAUAUUGCCAAUGGAGUUUUGUGGAAGAUCCAUUUAGAUCUGGAGGCCAUUUCUUCUAGCAGCUCAGAAGUGCAAGCAAUCCUCGAAUUUUUGCAGAGGAGGAAAUUAGAAGCAAACAAGGCUAAACUGUUGUGUUUGGCGAUGACUCGGACGAUUAUUCUCGAACGACGACCUGUGCCCAUGGUCGCAAGGGCCAUAGAUGUCUUAGUCAACUCUUUCUCUCUUUCAAUAAAAACCGGAAAGCAUCAAGCGGGAUCAAAAGUGGAGAGAAGUUCAACAACCAGUGGUUCUAGUGUUGAUGGUGCUAUUGGCAAAUCCAUCAGUCAAGUAGAAACAUUUGAAAAGUCACCAAUACAAGAAAGUGGUAGUGGCAUGCACGACAAGUCUAUUGUCAAAUCCUCUUCCUUUACGUCAGAUUCUGAGGACAAUGUUAGCUUUGCAGAAAAUAGGGGCAAAUCUAAAAAUGUAGAUUUAUCUAGUAGCGAACAAAAUGGAGGCAACUUGGUGGGGACAGAUUUAUCUGUUUCUGAAGCUCAGCCUUCUGUUGUACGACCUAAAGAUCCUGGACCAGGUAGCACUCCCCUAAGGAUUGAUGAACAGCAGGAGUCUCUAAUAACUUCUGCAGCAAUAUCCCCCGAUGAUCUGUGCUGCUUUGUGUUUGCUUCUGUAGAGGAAGAAAUGGCUGGGGAUGCUUCUUACUUGGUUGCAAUCAUUGUUGAGUUCCUACGCAGUGCUAACCUGGAAAGGUUGAAAGUGCCUUCGAAUAUUUAUGUAUUGAUGAUACAACUGCUAGCACGGAAUGAAAAUUAUGCAGAACUUGGAUUGUUCAUCACGACUAAGAUAAUUGAGCCCUCAAAAGAAGUUGCCAUGCAACUAUUAGCAUCAGGCAGGCAGAAUUUUCAAACAAAGAAGUUGAGCCUAGAUAUGCUCAGAGAACUCGCAUUGCACCAUGACUAUGUCUUGCUACUUGUUCAAGAUGGAUAUUAUCUUGAAGCUUUACGUUAUGCCCGGAAAACUGAGGUGAAUACAGUUCAGCCUUCAUUGUUUCUUGAGGCAGCUUAUGCUUCUAAUGACUCACACCAUCUGGCUGCAGUUCUAAGAUUUUUCUCAGACUUCAUUCCUGGGUUCAAAAGCACUACUGAACACCAAACUUAUGGCCGUUGUCUUGCCGAGAUGAAUACCGUGGUUACUGCUUGAGGCACCUCGUCCUAAAUCAAGAAGUUGAACACUUUGUUCCCCCUUGAAAGAUCAAUUUAGUAUUCAUUCAAAGUUUUGCAAGAUGGUGUGCUUUAUGCAAGCACAUAAAAACCAGAUAAUGCGGGUUACUUAGUAUCAAUUUAGUGUCAAUUCAAAGUUUUGAAAGAUGGUGUGGCUUUAUGCAAGCACAUAAAAACCAGAUAAUGCGGGUAGCUUGUACUAAAAACUGACAUUUAUAAGCUUCAGCUUUUUGGCUGAGACUAAUUAGUUUGAAAUGCUGAGUAGUAGUAAGACGGGGAUGUAAUAAUCAUACUCCUUUUUCGUGUAAUCAUACUCCCUGAUUUUUUCCGCUUUGGAAGUUCUAAAUGUUAGAUUUGUACACUUUUAUUGGAUGUUUCAGGUAUAGGACAGGAAUGAAAGAAAACAUAUGUACUAUUAUGAUGAAGAAAAUGAAUUGCAUGUUUUAAGCUUCA
Capsicum annuum is the source of this 2931-nucleotide messenger RNA. Its product is annotated as regulator of MON1-CCZ1 complex. Gene Ontology annotation, cellular component: lysosomal membrane; Mon1-Ccz1 complex; late endosome membrane. The record is from RefSeq and is a predicted model, not a curated record. Bases 194 to 2458 code for a protein of 754 amino acids. The transcript is spliced from 12 exons. NCBI's taxonomy places the organism in Eukaryota, Viridiplantae, Streptophyta, Magnoliopsida, Solanales, Solanaceae. Gene Ontology annotation, biological process: regulation of autophagy.